AUGUCCAUUGUUAAUGUUAUAGGUAUUUCCGGCCCAUUGGUGAAGGUUUGCGGCUUACAAAGCGCAGAGGCCGCAGAAUGUGCUCUAGAUUCCGAUGCUGACUUGCUGGGCAUAAUAUGCGUGCCCAAUAGGAAGAGAACAGUUGACCCGGUUGUUGCAAGAAAAAUUUCAAGUCUUGUAAGAGCAUAUAGAAGUAACUCGGGCACUCCGAAAUACUUGGUUGGUGUUUUUCGUAAUCAGCCCAAGGAGGAUGUUUUAGCUCUGGUCAAUGACUAUGGCAUUGAUAUCGUCCAAUUGCAUGGUGAUGAGUCGUGGCAAGAAUACCAAGAAUUCCUUGGUUUGCCGGUUAUUAAAAGACUUGUGUUUCCGAAAGACUGCGACACAUUACUCAGUGCAGCCUCACAAAAACCUCAUCUGUUUAUUCCCUUGUUCGAUUCAGAAGCAGGCGGGACAGGUGAACUUUUGGAUUGGAACUCGAUUUCCGACUGGGUUAGAAGGCAAGAGAGCCCCGAAAGCUUACAGUUCAUGUUGGCUGGUGGACUCACUCCAGAUAACGUUGGCGACGCCCUUCGACUAAAUGGCGUUAUUGGUGUUGAUGUAAGUGGGGGUGUAGAGACAAAUGGUGUAAAAGAUACUAAUAAAAUCGCAAACUUCGUCAGAAAUGCCAAAAAAUAG
Saccharomyces paradoxus is the source of this 675-nucleotide messenger RNA. It is a transcript of the gene TRP1, whose product is annotated as phosphoribosylanthranilate isomerase TRP1. Gene Ontology annotation, biological process: L-tryptophan biosynthetic process. The coding region runs from base 1 to 675 and encodes 224 amino acids. Gene Ontology annotation, molecular function: phosphoribosylanthranilate isomerase activity. The record is from RefSeq and is a predicted model, not a curated record. Lineage: Eukaryota; Fungi; Ascomycota; Saccharomycetes; Saccharomycetales; Saccharomycetaceae. The transcript has a single exon.